This is a messenger RNA of Spodoptera littoralis (African cotton leafworm), 825 nucleotides long. NCBI's taxonomy places the organism in Eukaryota, Metazoa, Arthropoda, Insecta, Lepidoptera, Noctuidae. The record is from the annotation of a GenBank genome assembly.
AUGGCGGUGGUCCAGCAGGCCUUACAAGGAUACCAUUAUGUUUUUGACGAAUUAUCAGACCCUCGGACAAAGGACUGGUGGCUAAUAUCAGGACCUGGCCCACUCCUCACAAUAAUUGCAACGUACCUCUACUUCUGCACAAAGGCAGGACCACGAUAUAUGAAGGACAAAAAGCCUUAUAAUCUAAAAGGAAUUGUGAUGGUCUACAAUAUUUUUCAGAUUAUUCUCAGUCUGUUCAUGACUGUUCUUGGUUUCUCUUUCUUUCUUUCUGAGAGUUAUGAGAACAAAUGCUAUUCCGUGGAUUACUCAGACAGCCCUAGAGCAAUGCUAUGGGCGUCAGGUGCUUGGUGGUUCUUCUUCGCCAAGAUCACAGAACUGUUGGACACAGUCUUCUUCGUUCUACGAAAGAAGGACAGACAGAUCUCCUUCCUCCAUCUGUAUCAUCACAGUAUAAUGCCCAUUAUUGGGUGGAUUGGAGUCAAGUAUGCCGCAGGAGGGCAAUCGAUUCCCGAGGGUUGUAUUAACGCGUUUAUCCACGUAGUUAUGUACACAUACUACUUGAUCUCCGGCCUUGGACCCCAGUACCAGAAGUACCUGUGGUGGAAGAAACAUCUCACUACUAUGCAACUGAUUCAGUUCUGCAUGAUCGUCUACUUGAAUGUCAACAGCCUAUUCUCAAGCAGUUGCAACUAUCCUAAGUACUUAAGCAUCUUUGUCAUGAUGAACUGUUUCGCAUUCUUCUACAUGUUUGGAAAAUUCUAUUACAACAGCUACGUGCAAGGAACCAAAAAACAUUUCGUACCCAUUUGUCUGAAGUCACAGUGA